Neohortaea acidophila is the source of this 466-nucleotide messenger RNA. RefSeq lists its product as uncharacterized. The record is from RefSeq and is a predicted model, not a curated record. Bases 194 to 394 code for a protein of 66 amino acids. NCBI's taxonomy places the organism in Eukaryota, Fungi, Ascomycota, Dothideomycetes, Mycosphaerellales, Teratosphaeriaceae. The transcript has a single exon.
CCCUAGUAUUUCCUCGAGUGCCAUCUUCCUCUCUACUGAAUGAUACAUACAACUAAUCCCUCUGUCGGUCGUCCCUCCCGUUCAUCUACUGGUCGAAGUCUACUUUACAGAGCCCAGAAACACCCCGUCAACCCGACUCCAUCCACCCAACCCACAUCUCUACUUUGAAGUGGUGCAGCUAUAGACCGUAGUGAUGGCGCUCGGAACAUUAAACGGCAAAGUGGUAGUGAACGACGCGGUGGUGGUAUGCGUGCGAACGACCUGGACAGUGGUGGUAGCCGUCUUCGUCACGGCGACGGUGGGGGUCCGCGCGGUCAGCGUUUUCGUCGGCGCGGUCGUCGUUUUGGUCGUGCAUACGUCUGUCGUUUCCGUGCUGGGCGAGGGGUGGGGUUAGUGGCGAGUUGAGCGAAUGACGCUUUUGGGUUGCGGCGGGGGUCACUUACACGUGGCAGAUCACUUUGGAGGG